This is a messenger RNA of Cotesia congregata, 1032 nucleotides long. NCBI's taxonomy places the organism in Eukaryota, Metazoa, Arthropoda, Insecta, Hymenoptera, Braconidae. The record is from the annotation of a GenBank genome assembly.
AUGGAUGCAGGUAAAACAUUUUAUUGCGCUGCAGGAUUUCGUGAUGAUGUCAUUGAAUUUAUAUCACGAUUUACAUCAUCGGAGUCGUACAUGUACGAGGACUUCGAAGCUCUGGAUAUUACAAAAGAGCUGCUGCUGUCCAUCAAAGACUUGAAUGAAAAAAUCGGUGGGUUGUUUUUAUUAUAUAGUAUUUAUUUUUCCAUGCCGCUAAGAGGUCCCAAAAUUCGGAUCAUCAUGUCCGAGUGGGAGAAUUUGAUAGCGUUCAAAAAAUCUCUCAUUAAUCAGAAACGAUGGGACUGUGUUAUGGUGUUGAAUAAACUUCGUGGAUUAGAAAAUUACUAUGUUUUGAAAGAUUUCAUGAAAGGAAAUUCCCGACCAAUAGAAUCACAGAAAAAAAAAGUUGAACUUUUGUCAAUAUUUGACAAAGUAGUUAAAGAAGCCAGCAAUUACUCAAAAUUAAAAGACAAAUUGUCAUAUAAAUUAGGAAUUAACGCGAAUAAAGUUCCUAUGCUAUUCACGGAUGACACUUUGAAAGAAAUCGCUAAAACCGUCAAGAAUUUGGACGAGCUAGUGAAACAAAAAGCAAACAACAGUGACAAUGCGCGGCGCAGCCAGCGCACAUUUUGUCCACCUGUUCCCAAAAGUGGAGAUGAAGAUGAGAAUGAAAAAGAAGAUUCCGAACCGGAUUACCACCAGGACUCGGAUUCCAAUGACGAUGAUCCCGACUACCGGGCUAGGACUCCCGAGUCUAUUGAUGCUUUUGAUGCUGAUAGAAAUGAAAAUGUCAAUGUUGGUGGAAAUGUAAAUAAAAAUCAAGCGCCAAUGGUUAAAAUUACCAAGAUUGAUGAGUCCCAAAUGAAGAAAUUUUGUGAAGCUAGUGGUUAUCAGGAUUUUUGUGACAAACAAGUCGCCUCUACUUCUAAAAGUGAUGGUGUUAAUAAUGACUUUGAUUAUUUACCUCAUAUUAAAAUGGAGAAAACUCAUUAUGAUUCAGAUUAUUCAGAUGAGGAUUUUUCACUUUUAGAUUAUUAA